AUGAAGGAGCCCCUUUCAUCCUCAUCGACAGCGACAGUCGCUGCCUCCACGCAGGCAGAUAAUGUCGCUCAAUCGCCAAAGUCUUUGCCUAGUGCACCCACAAGGCAUCCACAAGGCUCGAGCACCGCUGCCAUGUCCCCCGCCUCCAGUACCUCGGGCCCCAGCCCAGGUCCCUUCCCACGCCCCGCCGCUCCCGCUGGCUAUUCGUACGGCAUACCCCCGCCCUCGGCCAUGGCCAUGACCCCCGCUCCUCAUCCUGCCUACGCCAUGGGCCAUUAUCCCAACUAUGCCUCCACGCUGCCCAAUGCGGUCCGCAUGCCCUUGCCUGGUUCAGUGGGGGCACCAUCAUACCUCCCCGCAGGCUACCUGCCAUAUCCUACAUCUUAUUAUCACGUAGAUCCUGCCCUGAUGGGCGCUGUUACUACGGUACCUGUCUAUCCACACGGCUACGCAACCCCCUCCAUGCCUAUCCAGCAACGGCAACGGCACCGGUCAGAUCAGCAGCAAGAACAACAACAACAACAACAACAACAACAACAACAACAACAGGACCAGCAACAACAGGACCAGCAACAACAGGAACAGCAACAACAGGAACAGCAACAACAGGACCAGCAACAACAGGAACAGCAACAGCAACAGCUACAACUACAACUACAGCAACAGCAACAGCAACUACCGCCGCAACCGCACCGCCGACGAUCCGAGCAUACUUCGGUGCAACAGCAUCAUCAUUACCAACCGCAACCACACCAAUCGCAUGCACAGGGCCAUCGCCAUCACAUGCCCUACGUGCCACAGUCUCACAACGUUAUCCAGCAGUCGCAGCUUUACUCAGCUUCUCAUCAACACCCUAAUUUGUCAUACGUGGCCACCAACGGCACUCAGUUUCACGCUCCGCAACCGGCCUACCAAUCACAUCAAUACCCUCCUCACCCCCAGCAACUUCAGGGAUGGUCUCCCCAGGCAUACCCGCAUACGCCCUCUAGCAUGGGCCUCCACACGUCCGGCCUACCUUCCCCGCACAUACAAACCGCUGCCAGUGGCUAUGCCCGGGCGUAUUCCAGCGAUUCUUCAACCACCAUCCUACCCUCCCAUCACACCCUUUCCCCCACGCACAAGUACACGAUGGAUGGUCAGGUACUGGAGCUACAAUCCUUUCUGUUGCCACACGUGUAUCGACCUCACCUGGGUCGUCUCUUUGGCCCAUCCGGAGCCAUACUGAAGAAGCUGACAGCACACUACAAGGUCCAUCUGCAAGGCCUGCCAACUCGAUCUACUGCCGUCGCGGACGCCUACCUCCUAUCUGUUACGGGUAUACCCUCCAGCAACUUUGAUGGGUUCUUUCACGAUCUGCUCGAGCUCUUGGAAACGCCGCCCAAGGGAAUAGUGCCAGAGCCAACCGAUUCAGUCACGCCACCCCCAGCGGAAACGGCAGAAGUGCACAUUGAGGAUAUCGCCCAAUCGCCCGUCCAAUCAACGGUUUGCACCAAGGGAGUCGUGGUCAACCGCUGGAUGAACGGCCAAGUCCUUUUGGCCAGUCAAACCACCACAUGUCGUCUCAUCUUUCCCAAUGAUCUCCACGUCUAUGACGUCGGCGACUCCAUUUCCGUCACGGGUCCCUUUCAUUGGGUGGCCAAUCCCACAACGAUCAGCGCAAGCAACAGCAGCAACACCAGCUCUACUGCAUCCGUGUCCAAUGCGGAUGCCUCAGAACUCCCUGUGCUCCGCGUUACCGAGGCCGUCCAUGAACCACGCACAGACCCAGUGACGACGGACGUAUGCCUUGUGGCUUUGCUCCGCUACACGACGAUGGAUGGUGACACAAAACUUCUGCUGCACCGCUACAGCGACUCUUAUGCUGGUUUACAGUUGUACAAGAACAUCCGAGCCGUGUACAAGGUUGCACAUCGGCGGUCUCGCAAUUUCCAACACGUUUCUGCCGCACAGGAGCGUUGUUACCAGUUGAUUCAUGUUUGCUGGAACGCCUUUACCAUUGCAGAGCAAAACUCCCUACUUGAGCACGGUACACUCUCGUCUUGCGAGCUGAGUAGCGACUUGGACCUUGAGUUUUUGCAAUUCCACCAGAGCUUGCGGGACUAUGCACGCCAAGUGUUACGGGUCCUCAGCUUGGCGCAGCCCAAGUGUCGUCCAAAGCCCACGGACAAUCAGCGUUGGGCCGUGCCAUCUGGUUUCCGAGGGUAUUGGCACCAACAGGAGCGGCUGGAGACCAUGAGCGAGGCGGCCCAGCGCAUUGUAGAGGGCCUGUACGGGGCUAAGGUCUUGGAUAAGUGCCGGGUGCAUGUGCAUGAUCCCGUCGUGUCGGCAGCCGUAUCCGAGCAGCUACUUCUCAACGCACGCGUCGUCUCACUCGAUCUGGGCCAGCUCUCCGAGGCUGAGGCGACGGCAUGGGUGGACGAGCUCAGCCAGACGGUGCGACCACGUGAGGUCUUGGAGUAUGCCUGGGUCACACCGUCAGAGCUGGCUGUGCCGCCCCCGAACAACGAGCAGACUGGCAGAGGAGAGACCCACGUGAAGCUUCCCGCUACAGAUGUUUUGUCCUAUGCUGCGCUGCGACCUAUGCGCACCAUGCGACGCUUUGAGGGCGUCUGGCGUCCCACGAGUAGCGUGGAUCAGACAUCUGCCCUCGUGAACUGGCUUCAACAGCAUCUCAUUACCCAGUAA
Monosiga brevicollis MX1 is the source of this 2685-nucleotide messenger RNA. RefSeq lists its product as uncharacterized. Gene Ontology annotation, biological process: regulation of transcription by RNA polymerase II. The transcript has 14 exons. Lineage: Eukaryota; Choanoflagellata; Craspedida; Salpingoecidae. The record is from RefSeq and is a predicted model, not a curated record. Gene Ontology annotation, cellular component: Set3 complex. The coding region runs from base 1 to 2685 and encodes 894 amino acids.